CAAGGGGCAACAGCACAAAUACGGUUACACGGAACGAGAAUUAUAUAUACCAUGGAGUGGAAAAGAUAUGUCCGUCCCAAUCGUCAACAAUCCUCUCGCCAUCACCUCCCCGCACAGCUCCAUAGACAGACCGCUGCACGAUACGACCCGCCUUGAAGGACCAGGGUCGUAUAAGGCAACACGACAACCUCAAAGCUUCCUCGGAUCUCGCAUAGGCCCUGAUCGCCAAGAUGGCCGAGUCCUCGUUUAAGUUUUACAACUAUGACCCGUCACUACCGGCCGCAGCCAUCUUCGUGGUUGUUUUCGGUAUCUCGGCGCUGCUCCACAUAUGGCAGAUGUUCCGCAACCGGACAUGGUACUUCAUCCCGUUCCUGAUCGGCUGUCUCUUCGAGGCGGUUGGUUAUGUGGGACGUGCCAUGUCGGCGCAGGAGGCACCUGACUUCACCAAGAACCCAUACAUCAUUCAGUCUAUCUUGUUGCUUCUCGGACCAGCGCUCUACGCGGCCUCGAUCUAUAUGAUCCUCGGUCGUAUCAUUGUCCUUCUAGAUGCUCAGAAGUUAUCCCUCAUCCGACCCAAUUGGUUGACCAAGGUUUUUGUUGCCGGCGAUGUCUUGUCAUUCUUCGCUCAGAGUGGAGGUGGUGGCAUGCUCGCGACAUCCAAGAACUCGGACGACGUCAAGAGGGGAGAGAACAUCAUCAUCGGCGGUCUGGGCAUCCAGAUUCUCUUCUUCGGUUUCUUCAUGGUCGUCACCCUCGUCUUUCACAUGCGGAUCCGUGAGAAGCCCACCCAAAAAUCGUAUGAACUCGCCGUGCCGUGGCGUAAGCUGCUGUACGUUCUGUACGUGACGAGUCUCCUCAUCCUGGUGCGAUCAGCCUUCCGUGUGGCCGAGUACAUCACAGGCAAGGAGGGAGAGCUGCAGUCGACGGAGUACUGGAUCUACAUCUUUGAUGCGGCCCUGAUGGCGCUCGUGGCCCUGCUGUUCAACUGGUUCCACCCAAGCCGCGUGAUUAACCGCGCUGCGGAUGCGAAACGAAUCGCGAGCAUGGACGGGUACUUGAUGGAGAGUCAACCAUACGAUACCCAGACCCCACGCUCGAGACGUCCCUCCAACUCCAACUCGCGGCAUUCGCAGUCGAGACGAUACUCGCAGUCGAGGCGAUACUCCCAAUCCCGACCUGACUACAAGUGAAGGGAUAGUCUCGAGGGCGGCAUAACACGAUGACCAGGAGAACGCACUUCUCGGCGCUGCGCUAGAGUACGAGAGCGGAAUGGAGAAGGUCAAAGCCAGCUGAAAUGACCAUGGCUUGGGAUGGCAAUUAGACCUCCUUGCGGGUCGGGAAGUGAAGCCGGAUGGAGCUAAUCGAACAGAGCAUAGCGGCAUGUACUUUUUCUUUGUUUGGGCAAUGUGCUUUGGAAGGGCAAAAGCCACUGUGUCGAAGAUGGGAAUUUCAUUUGUCGGGUGUCUGAAUCCAGGGAAGCACUGACCUUGGGACUUGUAUAGAUUGCUGAUAGUGCGUCAAAGAACGCUAGAGAGUGCG
Ilyonectria robusta is the source of this 1539-nucleotide messenger RNA. RefSeq names its product RTA1 like protein-domain-containing protein. The coding region runs from base 231 to 1190 and encodes 319 amino acids. NCBI's taxonomy places the organism in Eukaryota, Fungi, Ascomycota, Sordariomycetes, Hypocreales, Nectriaceae. Gene Ontology annotation, cellular component: membrane. The transcript is spliced from 3 exons. The record is from RefSeq and is a predicted model, not a curated record.